This is a messenger RNA of Trametes versicolor FP-101664 SS1, 1051 nucleotides long. RefSeq lists its product as uncharacterized. The transcript is spliced from 6 exons. Lineage: Eukaryota; Fungi; Basidiomycota; Agaricomycetes; Polyporales; Polyporaceae. The record is from RefSeq and is a predicted model, not a curated record. The coding region runs from base 253 to 417 and encodes 54 amino acids.
AUGACUUAGACUACGGUACUCGCUCGCCUCGCGUGGACGCUCACCGGCUCGUUCUCUCUUAUACUUGCUCUACUGGUGCUCUCAUUGUGUCCUCUACCUGCUGUUCAGCGGACAUCGGCGGUGUUCGUCCUUCAAAGGCUUAAGGCACGCCAGCUGCUCUCGCAUUGGUCCCAGGCGGCUUAAUAUGCUACACUUCUUCUGUAUUACAUAUGCAUCUCGUUCUGUGUGCAAGGCGUCGCACCCCAUUUUCGCAUGCGCCCACGCCUGCACGGCGAUUUCUUUCGCAUCACAGCAUUACCCGUCCUUAUCGUGAACAAGGAUGGCCGGCGCACCGGCUAUAUGACCCACUGGAAGGACAAGGAUUCAAUUUGCGAGACGAUGCGCUUCUCAUCCGUGGGCUAUGGGCUCUGCCUGUAGCUGAGUUGGUCCUCUGCACCUCUCCGAAAUGCCCUCAUGCGCAACAGGAGCAUCGUUCUCAGCCGCGCCCCCGGGCCCGGCACAGUCGCACAGCUCUGAAUCCGCACACCCUAUCACGAGCUUCAAAAGUACAUCAUGUCCCCGCGCCCUCAUCUUUGUCUCACGUGCUUCACCUCCUCCACGACGCCAUUCUACGAGGAUCCACUGCCUGCCGAGCCUUGGCACGGCCUGGUGGAUCGUUUUCGGCGACUACACGCAGCGCCGCCUCGUCACCGCCGCGAGCCAGCCCGACGCAUGCGGCGCAAUCGGAAUCCUACCGGCGGAGUACCCUGCGUAUAUCUUGCACCAAAUCCUGCUCAGUGCUCACCGGCACGCUGCAGUGGAAACGUUCCUCGAGCGCGAAAGUUUCACCUCCCACGGGGUACAGCAUGCGGUUGCAAUGGCAUUUUCCCGGAUUCCGAUCUGGGCGCCGCGCAUAGAUCAUCCGAAUACGAUUAGCUUUGUGUUCUGCCCCGUCUCUCACGCUCUGUGCUUGCUAGUCGGGCGUCUUGUCAUAGGUUCCCGCGGAAAGUCGUCCGGCCAUAGCCCUCCGUGUACAGCCUUCUCCUUGACAAUGCAUGUUCCUUGUGCUUCC